AGGGAACCUUUAAGACUUGAAGCAGAAUGGAGAUCCAUAUUUGCUUGAGCCUCCUUGGCUGCGUUUUUAAAAUCCUCUUCCUCCAGCUCUCUCUUUUCCAACCAGCUUCUGCUCCUCCACCACCCACCCUCAGGCAUCCAGAAUCCAGCAGAGAUCUGAUACCAUCCCCCAUUAUUCGCUUCCCAGGGGACAUUUCUCCCAAAUCAGAUAAAGAACUGGCAUUGCAAUACCUGAACAAAUAUUAUGGGUGCCCCAAAGACAACUGCAAUUUGUUUGUGCUGAAAGACACUUUGAAGAAAAUGCAGAAAUUCUUCGGGCUGCCUGAAACCGGCGAACUGGACCAGAACACGAUAGAAACGAUGAAGAAGCCUCGAUGCGGAAACCCAGAUGUGGCCAAUUAUAAUUUCUUCCCGAGAAAACCAAAAUGGGAAAAAAAUCCGGUAACAUACAGGAUUUUAGGCUACACACCAGAUUUGGACUCUGAAACAGUGGACGAUGCUUUCGCCCGAGCCUUUAAAGUCUGGAGCGAUGUCACGCCCCUGGAAUUUUCUCGUAUAAAUGACGGGGAAGCAGAUAUCAUGAUCAAUUUUGGACGAUGGGAUCACGGUGAUGGGUAUCCGUUCGAUGGCAAGGACGGCCUCUUGGCUCAUGCUUUUGCGCCUGGGCCAGGGGUUGGCGGUGACUCCCAUUUUGAUGAUGAUGAGCUUUGGACUUUGGGUGAAGGACAAGUUGUCAGAGCGAAAUACGGAAAUGCAGAUGGAGAAUUUUGCAAGUUCCCGUUCCUUUUCAACGAUAAGGAAUAUAACAGCUGCACGGAUGCAGGACGCAGCGAUGGAUUCCUUUGGUGCUCAACAACGUACAACUUUGACGUGGACGGCAAAUACGGAUUCUGCCCUCAUGAAUCACUUUUCACAAUGGGUGGAAAUUCCGAAGGGAAGCCCUGCAAAUUCCCUUUCAAAUUUCAAAGCACCUCCUAUGACAGCUGCACGACGGAAGGAAGGACAGAUGGAUACAGAUGGUGUGGUACCACUGACGAUUAUGACCGCGAUAAGAAAUUUGGUUUUUGUCCUGAAACAGCAAUGUCCACAGUCGGUGGAAAUUCUGAAGGAGAACCCUGUAAGUUUCCAUUCACGUUCCUUGGGAAUACGUACGAGUCUUGUACCAGUUCUGGACGUCAAGAUGGGAAAAUGUGGUGUUCCACAACUAGCAACUAUGAUGAAGACCGCAAAUGGGGAUUUUGUCCAGAUCAAGGCUACAGCCUUUUCCUGGUUGCCGCUCAUGAAUUUGGCCACGCCAUGGGACUAGAACAUUCUGAAGACCCUGGAGCGCUGAUGGCUCCUAUCUACACCUACACCAAGCACUUCCGUCUUUCCCAAGAUGAUGUUCAAGGAAUCCAGGAACUUUAUGGAGGUUCUACUGAUGUUGGACCUGGCCCUAGUCCUACUCUUGGACCAGUCACACCUGAACUGUGCAAGCAAGACCUGGUCUUCGACGCCAUCGCCCAAAUAAGAGGGGAAAUAUUCUUCUUCAAAGAUCGAUUCAUCUGGAGGACUGCAAACCAGCGGGGAAGACCCACUGGGCCCUUGCUUGUCGCAACAUUCUGGGCUGAAGUACCAGAAAAAAUCGACGCCGUUUAUGAGGCCCCUCAGGAAGAGAAAACGGUCUUCUUUUCAGGGAAUGAAUACUGGGUCUAUUCAGCGAGCACUUUGGAGAGAGGUUAUCCAAAGAGACUCACUAGCCUGGGACUGCCUCCUGACGUUACACAGGUCAAUGCAGCUUUCAACUGGAGCAAAAACAAGAAGACGUACAUUUUUGCAGGGGACAAAUUUUGGAGGUACAAUGAAGUGAAGAAGAAAAUGGACCCCGGCUUCCCCAAAUUAAUUGCAGAUGCUUGGAAUGGUGUUCCAGACAGCUUAGAUGCUGUUCUUGACGUGAGCGGAACAGGCUUCAGCUACUUCUUCAAGGACUGGUAUUAUCUCAAACUGGAAGACCAGAGUCUGAAGAUUGUUAAAGUUGGCAAUGUGAAAUCUGAUUGGCUAGGCUGCUGAACUGAGUGACAGUUUAAUAACCAAAAACAUGUACACUUUU
Euleptes europaea (tarantolino) is the source of this 2088-nucleotide messenger RNA. It is a transcript of the gene MMP2, whose product is annotated as matrix metallopeptidase 2. The record is from RefSeq and is a predicted model, not a curated record. Gene Ontology annotation, biological process: tissue remodeling; proteolysis; response to hypoxia. NCBI's taxonomy places the organism in Eukaryota, Metazoa, Chordata, Lepidosauria, Squamata, Sphaerodactylidae. The transcript has 13 exons. Gene Ontology annotation, molecular function: metalloendopeptidase activity; zinc ion binding. Bases 27 to 2048 code for a protein of 673 amino acids. Gene Ontology annotation, cellular component: extracellular matrix.